Molecule: messenger RNA, 906 nt
Organism: Saccoglossus kowalevskii
Lineage: Eukaryota; Metazoa; Hemichordata; Enteropneusta; Harrimaniidae
Product: endothelin-converting enzyme 1-like
Biological process (GO): protein processing
Cellular component (GO): plasma membrane
Molecular function (GO): metalloendopeptidase activity
Source: RefSeq, a predicted model, not a curated record
AUGGACGCCGCCUCGAAUCAUAGCGGUAAGCACUCUGCAUACGACGCAGUCGAAAUGAACGGCAUCGAGACGGAGAAACUUCAGCCGAAAGUGAUCACUCCGACGUCAAAGCGAGAUCGGCGGCGACUCCGUCGGCGAAAACAACUGGUGUCAUAUUUUGUUAUUUUGCUUUUGUCUGUGUGCAUAGUUGCUUUAGUUGUAGCCUAUAUCUCUUUAUUGUACACUUCAACACGAGCUACUGUGUGCUUGACACCCGAGUGUCUAGCGACGGCUUCCUUUUUAACGGGGAACAUGAACACUUCUAUCGAUCCGUGUGACGACUUCUUUGAGUACGCUUGCGGUGGGUGGAUUAAGAAAAACCCGAUUCCAUCUGAUCGGGUUUUCUGGGGAAUUGACUCAAUUCUUUGGAAAGAAACGCAAGAAUUUUUAAAGGAACUUAUUGAGGAAGAUAUCGAGAGGUAUACGGAAUCCUCCUCUGAAAGGAAGGCAAAAGAAUUGUACCAGUCGUGCAUGAACAAAGAGCAAAUCGAGAACGCACAAGGAGAGCCGAUGAAGCAGCUGAUAGAACGUUUACAAGGCUGGUACGGCCUAGGCAGCUGGAACGAAAAUACAUGGAAUAUGUUGGACAUGCUGAUACUACUGCAUGGUGAAUUGUGGAACGAUCCUUUCUUUGCCUUCGGCGUGGGCGUUGACGAUAAAAACUCGAAAAGAAACAUCAUACAGAUUGAUCAAGGCGGUCUUGGUUUAAUGGACAAGAGUUAUUACCUUGGAAACCAUACCACGGUUAUUAACGCAUACCGUGAAUUUAUGGCAACUAUUGCUGGGCUCCUAGGGGCGGAUCAGCGGAAGGUCGAACAGUUUGUGGAAGACGUCAUGAAAUUUGAAACAGCCUUAGCUGAGGUAUGA